UUGAGAGGUUUUUGAUUAUGAACAUAUACUACGAACAAAAGAAACUUGUAGCUCGAAAGCUUAACGCUGGAAAUCCAAGUUACGAAAGCCGGAUGACAAAGAGUUACUGUCAUAUCUUAUGUAGUCGUGUAAGAUUCUUUGAUUAUAAGGAACCUCACACAAACGAAGCGUUUUGCCAGUAUGCAAAGUGACUUAAGCCAUAGGCUCAUCAGAAA
Messenger RNA from Hyphopichia burtonii NRRL Y-1933, 215 nucleotides. RefSeq lists its product as uncharacterized. The transcript has a single exon. Bases 18 to 191 code for a protein of 57 amino acids. Lineage: Eukaryota; Fungi; Ascomycota; Pichiomycetes; Serinales; Debaryomycetaceae. The record is from RefSeq and is a predicted model, not a curated record.